GAAGAUUCUAUACUAUAUACGCUAUCUUUUCCUAUGGUAGAAAUUCAUGUCGGAAAUUAACCGCACCCAUACUGUGUUUAUUAAUUUUGUCUAAGUUUAGAACUGAUGACUUGUUUAGUAAUGGUUUGUUAGAUUUUUCUGUUAUUUUCUUUCAAAUCGUGUGUACAAAAAUUUGGAUUUGAAUAUGUUUUCAAGUGGACCAAGUUAUCCUAAAUUAAAAACAAACCUUCGAUUAGCAAUAAAUAGACUGAAAUUAUUAGAGAAAAAGAAAACUGAGCUAGCCCAGAAAGCACGUAAGGAAAUCGCUGAUUAUAUAUCUGGUGGAAAAGUGGAACGGGCAAGAAUAAGAGUCGAGCAUAUUAUCCGAGAAGAUUAUAUGGUUGAAGCGAUGGAAAUCAUAGAGAUGUAUUGUGAUUUACUACUAGCAAGAUUUGGAUUAAUACAGCAAAUGAAGACUCUAGAUGAUGGCCUCUCUGAAGCUAUAUCCAGUCUUCUUUGGGUUUCACCAAGGCUGCAGGCAGAUAUUCCAGAAAUGAGAGUUAUAUCAGACAUGUUGACUGCAAAAUAUGGAAAACAGUACAUGGAGGCUUGCAGGGAAGAUGCAGUUAGUACAAUUUCUGAAAAAUUGAAACACAAAAUGAGUGUGCAAAGCCCUCCAAAGAUAUUGGUUGAGAAGUACAUGGUUGAGAUUGCAAAGAACUACAACAUUGAAUAUGAUCCAGAUCCACAGGUUAUGAAGGACGAUCAUGGCCUAGGAGUGGAUGCCUUAUUGGUGGACAUUAACGGCCCAGAUUCAAACAAUUUGGGAGGUCAAGGACUGGCUCCUCAGCCAGCUGGCUUUAAGGGUUUUCCGCAUCCACCAAUGUUGCCGCUACAGCCACCAUCUGGUUUUCCACCAUUUGAGGUUCCAUAUAAUCCAUCUGGAGGCUCAGCAGGUGGCUUUAUAGCACCUCAGACAUUCAACCAGAACCGGAGUGCUCCAUUUUUAAGCGAAAAAUCUUUGCCAUUCAACAUACCACCUGGAGCAGAUGAUCUCACCUCACCAGGAUUUGAUGCUGCAUCCAAGCCACUUAAUAUAAACAACUUUCAGGAUGUCUCUCCACCCCCUUAUAGCAAUUUUGCACCUGAAGGGCAUCUAAAAAACAAACAGAGUGAUGACCUACCUAAACCAGCACCUCGUUCCAAGUUGAAUCCUGGGGAAUGGGGAAACCCUCAGUUUCCUGGUCUGGAUGGAUUGCCACCUGUCCCCAGUGACAGCCUGUCAGCAUCAGAACCAUCAGCCAGAAAUGAAGAUGCACCAGAUGAGAUUGAUUUUGAUGAUUUAACACGCCGCUUUGAAGAUCUGAAAAAGAAAAAAUAACAGCAUAGACGUAAAUCACAUAUUUACAUAUGCUUUAGCAUGCAGCAAGCAAAAAAAAACUGUACAGCAGACAGAUUUAAUAUAUUUUUGCAAAUGUUAAGUUUUACAAGUGGAUUUUAUCAAUAUGAUAAUUUUCUUCAUGUAUGGAAUAUGAAAAACAUUGAUGAUAUAUUAUGCACUAAAAAUAAGGCCUCUGGCUUCAAAUAAUAGAUUUUUGUAUUAAUAAAUUAAAAUAUAAAAAGAUUUAUUCUGUGCUUUCAUCAUUGUACUUUUCAGGUAUGUAUAGUAAAAGGCUAAGAUUUAAAAUAUUUUCUUAAGCUUUUUAUGUGGCAGUCAUGUUUAAAUGUUUUUUUUUCCCCAUCAUAAUGAGGUGAAAAUGUGUCUUAUGGUAGUUCUAGCCUAAGUUAAGCCUUUCAGUGUUCAUCAUCAAGAACAUAUUAUUUGGUAAAAAAGAUUGAAAAAAUUAUAGAGUAAAAUAUAAAUUCAUUAUAACAUUAUACCAAUAUACUGAAUUCAUGAGAGUACUGUUUCUGAAAUAACCAUGUAAAAUAUCUCAAUGUGGUUGGUGCUCAUGCAGCUACAUAUAUUGCAGCUAGUUUGUUAGGCUAGAAGCAGGUUGCCAUUCUGUAAAUAAACAGCAAUAAGUAAAAUUUUUUAAGCAUGUGAGAACUUAGGUUUUGCUAACAGUACUGUUAUACAUCGUUCAGUAAGCUUCAGCAGCAAUGCCAAUUUUUAUGGUAAGAGGUAAGCUGAUGAUUAGUUUAUUUUAGAAUUCCAGUUCAGUUAAAUUCAAUAAUUAAAACACUACAUAAUGGUUUUAUAACUAUCAGUACCCUAUUUAAUAUAUAUUUUUUUUGUUAUUUAAUGUAUAGAAGCAUGUAAUAGAAAAUGCUUUCAAUCCAGAAAAUGAACCUAACAUUUACGUAAUUCCCAAGCUGCAAGUUUUUAUGCAAUGCAUUGACAACUUUCUCUUCUGUAAGUAAGCUGUGGGUGAAUACUUUUUGUAUUUUGCUGGUUAAUCUUUAUAUAGUAUAACUAUGUGAAGUUUUAAAAGUGAGUUUUGAAGCUAAGAAUUAUUAUAACCAUUGUCCAGAAUAUUGACAGUUGUAAAAAAGUUUAUUGAUUUAAAAGUGUCUAGGAAUAAUCCAUUUUUAAAAGUAGAAAAAUGUGACAUGCUGGAAAAUAUGAUUGCUGCACCAUGCUAGAAAGAAACAUAAGUUACCAGAGAUAAUUAUUUAAAAAGAAUCUGCUAUGUUUUUUAAAAGUAAAUUGUAAGUCUGUCUACAAAUUCCAUACUGAAUUUUGUUUUGCAUAUUUUUAAUAGAUUAUAACGUAUGACUAGACAUGCAUAUCUAUUGAUUGUGAUAAAACAUGAUUUUAGAGCUCUCACAAAUUUAAUAAUUUAAGAUAAGUGAAUACUUAACCAUUUUAACAUAAUAAACAACAAAAUUUGGCUGCCACGCACCAUCAUAGGUUUUGCAUUUGAAUGUCAAUCCCAAGUACUGCAUUUUAACAUGUCUCCGCGAAUAUUAUUCAUAGUGUUACAAAUAGAAAACUUAGGAAACAGCGAUGUAGCUAAUUUCUAUUAGAUUUCCUACGUUCAACAUAUUGAAAUGUUUAAAAUAUAUUUGUUUUAAGUGCAGAAAGUGUGCAACUUUCCAAGACUGGUAAUAUCUAUGAUGUUCACUUGGUGUAUGGAUUAUGUGGGAAAUGAAUGAUUGUUGGAAUUGUGACUAUUGCUUUUUGGAAGAACUUGUGUCAGAAACACACAGAAAGUGAAAAAUACAUUAAAAAAAAUGCUUAUUUUCAACUCAAAGAAGUUUCAAAUGUCAGUCAUCAAUAUCUAUAGAAUUUCAAUUAGUAUGACAAAAACAGACGAAACAUUAAAAUUUAUGAAGGACAUAAAACAUUUAUGAAGACAUAUUCACCUGUGGAACUAGAAAACUGAAAAAAAAAAAAAAAAAAAAAAAAAAGGCUUAAUUUACAUGACAGGUAAAUGAGAUAUUUUUGAACUAUAUUUCAACAGGUUUAAAACAUGAUUAUAUUUACCUUGCUCUUGAUUAUUUUCUUUCAUAAUUUUUUAAUACGUUACUCAAAGAUUUGUGUCAUCCCGUAUCUUCCAGGCUUCAAGUGUACGUAUAUGGUUUCUUGAUCGCUACACUUCAGGGUUGCCACAUUAGAGCUGAAAAUAUUGCCUCCUUUCCAUUGUGAGUUGGAAAUGGUUUGUGGCCAUGGUAUACUUCAGAAGAGUAUGUUACAUCUACAAUUCUUAAUGGCAUUAUGCAGUGUGUGUGUGUGUUCUAUUUUGUGAGUUAAUAUGCCUAUCGCUACUUUGCGACAGGAAGUGCGGCAAGUUGCUUGUUGGGUUGUCACACACUGUAGCGACAUCGUAGAACAUGUCAGCAUCAUCAUGUUACACAUGUUGAAGGCUUGCUCCACAGUGGUCACCCUUGAUCAACACUACCAAAUGAUGACCGCUAUGUAAGAAUUUCGGCUCGCAGGAACUGAGAGGAGAAUGCCAUGGAACUUGUUUGGGGUCGUUUUGGUAGGAGUAAAUAUGCAGAGAACAGAAAGUUACAGAGAUGUUUGAUAAACAAACUAUAAUUUAUUUAUGAACAGAGGAUUUUGAGUACUGCUAAUGUAGAAAUUUUUGAAACUAUUUUUUUUAUUGCAAAGUGGUUUUGGAUUAAAAAUAAAUUUUCAAUUAUUUAAGUUUCUAUCAACCUUUUAAAACACUGGACUUAGCCUACAUUUUUUUGGUGCUAAAGUUUUAGUUUGCAUCCUUUUUUUUUGCACUAAAGUUUGUUUCGGUGCAUUUUGCCAAGACGUGUUUAGGAAAAGACAUUAACCCUUAAUAGGUCGCGCUAUAUUUUGUUUCAUCAACGGUCCGCACGUCAUUUAGACCAGGUAUUUAAAAUUUUGGGGGAAAAAUUUAUAAUUUCAAUAUUGAACACUUUCUAACACAUUAAUUUGGUUAGAUAGUAUUUUUUAUUGUAUAUGAAUAAUAUAAAACUUUAUUAGCCUAGUUAAUCAAAUAUAAAAUACAUUUAAAGUGGAUACUGGUUACGAUAUUGGCACCAGUAAUUGUUAAGAUUACCAUAGAGGUAGAAAAAUGUCCAGAUAUUGUGAAAUUUGUAUACAUAUAAAAAACACUAUUUAGUUAAAAGAUUGAAUUGAGUUACAACAUUGUUUGAAAUGAAUUGAAAUACAAUACAUUUUAUUAAAAUUAUUAUUGUGUGUAAAUGCUUUUAAAAUUAUCAUUAUUUGUUUUCUCUUUCAAUAGUUAUAAUAAAGGGAUAGUAAAAUAAGUGCUUAGAAAAAUUUUACCUUUCUUCGCAGAUUUUUUUUUACACUUCGCUGCCUACACGUUCUCGUCCCCAUCUUCGUCACUUUGAACACUCAUUGUGGAGCAGCUGACACAUGGUGUAACAGUGUGUUCUCUGCAGAUAUAGCUGGUGCACUGUGAACUGUUUAUCCCGUUUUUCUUCCAAGAACAGAAAGCAUUUUUCUCGACCGUCUUAUUUGGUUCAGAGAUUCGUGCCAGGCGCCUUACCUUUUCUUGUAGGUGUCUAGGUGUAGUAUGUUCUUUCAAGUGGUUGACACACAGUUUUUUCAUAAAUUCUCGGUGGUUCAUGCUGGUUUGCGUUGUGGCUUGGAAAAUGAUGAAACUGUUGAUACCAGCAAUGUUCAAUGAAUUGAAAAAAAUAUUAGUGGCCAUCAGCAACUUUUCUGUGCAACAGAAUAGGUAGCCUUUAGUUCGUUAACAGUGUCCAUGUCUCCUUUUGUAGCUUUAUAAUAUGUGAGAAUUUAAGUUUUGCAUGAAUCACCAGUUUCCAUGUCACUUGAGUUGGAAUGGUGCAUUGUAGAUUAGAGCAGUACGGCUUUGUUUUUCUUCGGUACACAAGAUACUAAAGUACAGUCCUUCCCAAAACCAAACAUGCUGGGGCUCAGGCAUAGUUUAGCUUGUAAAAACAGGGGUGGUAUUUCCCUUUAAUUUUUACAAAUGGUGCCAACAAUAGACAACCCAUGUUUGUUUUUGAGCUAAUGAGCCAGUGGGAUGGAAGUGUUUGUAGUAAUAUUCCGUCCAGUUCCAGAAAUUGGAGUAAUCAUCCUUUUAACAACUUUGUAUGCAUGGUUUUCUAGCAUGAAGGGGCCAUCAGGCUUGAGUCCCUGCAUAUAUUUCCAUGUUGAGGGUAUAGUGCACUUUAGCAUCAGUAAGAGCAAAAAUUUUUAAUCUAUAUUUUGCAGGCUUGUUUUUUAUGUAUUACCGCUAGCUACACCAGCCGCGAAAUGAUUCCAAUAUUUCAUCCACUGUCACAUACUCGCUGAUGGAGUAGUGCUUGGCACAAUGCGCUACAAAUUUGUAGGAUAACUUUCUAACAGGGGUUAAUUUAUCCUGUGUUUAUCGUUAUGCUCUGUCAAUUAGAUCAUCAAACCGCAGAGCACACAGUAAAAAAUACACUCUGUACAUAGAUAAUGUUACACCAAGUUUUUCUAGUCCUGUGUCAUCUAUAGCCCAAAGAUCAGACAAAUUCAGGUGAGCUGCUCAAAGUACCCCUGCCAAAUAAAGCAACCUGAAAAGUGCUCUUAGUUCAUCUUUGUUUCUAAGGCAUCUAUUUUACGUUCAUAAUUUUGACGAAACCUUUCAGUACAAAUGUUGGUACAGGGCACUAUUUCAUCAAUAACGGAAUCUGGAAUAAACAAACUCCAGCAGUAAAGAGGAGUUUUUGCAUUACUUGCUGGACCUUUUACACCUGGUAAAUGUGCUGUUAUAUUUUGUUUUCUCACACAAUAAUAAGGCUGAAUACCCUGUUGGAUUAUUUGUUCAUAAUCACUUUCAACACUAGAUUCUACUGUGUCAGUUUUGUGGUCACUUUCUUCUAAAUCAUCUUCACAUUUAGAAAAAUUUCCACAUCUUCUUCGUCACUUUCAUCAAAUACACAUUAAAAGUUUUCUAAUCCUUUCUUGCUUUUUAGCAGUUACAGUAUCGUCACUCCAAUUACUACACAUUCUCUAAUGUUCACUAGAAAUGUUAAUAAACAAAAACUUUGGUAGCAUUUUAGGUUAUACUUUACAUUGAGUAAGGUUACUUUAUAGGUUGCGCACUGACUUAUUUUCCGGGAGAUGCAAAAAAAAAAUACUGUCACUUUAAUGGUUGCGCACUGUCAAAAUGAUCAGCUGAUUUGUAAACACGUCCACCCUACAAGAAAGAUAGAAUAGAACUGAUCAACAAUGCCAGUCUUGUAUUCCUGGAACACAAAAACUCUGGAACUAGGAAGGGUGGGGCAGGGGGAAUGAAUGUACAGUUCAAUAGCAACAAAAGUGUACUAUACCAGAUCAUCUUGACGCAGUCCAUCACUUGCCAAAGAGUCACUCACCCUCUUUACUUCACUGAAACUCGAGGUCUGCCCUUUUUUUAAACCCGCUUAAGACUCGCCCUGGAAAAGUAUGUAACCCUCCGCAAGUGUCGCUUCAUCAAAGUCCCCCAACUUAACACUAAAGCUGCUAGAACAAUGGCGUCCUAGUUACGACAUUUCAUGCGACUGGACUCGGAGAACCUGUCGAAUCCUCCAGAGAGACAGCAAGGCGCCUGGACUCCAUGGAAGGGGGAGGGGGUUGGUGUAAGAAAGAGGCUGCUAAUUGUAAGUGGAGGGGGAGGGGAAGGUAUGAGUGCUUCCUUGGUCAUGUCCCUCAAUGGUCAGGGUACUCCCUAGGAAUCCCUCAGGCUGACGCACCAGAUAGCUGGCCUUGCCUCUAGCAGCUUCGUUAAACAACAUGAAUGCAUAACAAAAGCGAUAAUUAGGAACAUAAAUUGUAGCACAAAAAUACCUUUAAAAAUAAAAUAAAACAAAAACUCUACUAAUGUAAUUACCUACUUCGAUGAGCACAUAUAUAUAUAUAUAUAUAUAUAUAUAUAUAUAUAUAUAUAUAUAUAUAUAUAUAUAUAUAUAUAAGGCUACCAUCUUCAAUCAAUUAUUACAGUUUUCAUAUAAUAUUAUUACUUUUUAAUAUAUAUGUUUUUGUUUUUAGUAAAUGAGAAAAGUAGAUUUUUCUCUGAGCUUCCAUAUCAAAUGCCAUUUCAGGCAAUAGUCAAUAGUCAUCAGUGGUUGAGGUAUGAAGGAUGGUAAUUAUAAUGAACUUUCCAUAUUUAUAUAUUGAGCAGCAGUGAAUUUAUCUUACAUUAUGUAUGGUUAUCAAUGCAUUAUACUGUAUUAUAGUUGUUGAUGCAAAGGUUAUCUUAUAAAUUUUUAUAAAUAUAUAUUAUUUUUGUGCCUGUAGGUUUUUUAAGCUUUAGAACCAUUUUGAAUUACAAGACUUAUUUUUAUUGUGAACAGCUAGUGUUGCAUUAAAUUUUAAACUCUACACUGAUAAAAUUAAUAAUCUUGAUAACAUAUCUCGCAAUGCAAGUACAUAUAGUGCAUUUCCUUCUUUGCUAAGCUUUGUUCGUAAUAAUAACAUGGUGGUGUUUUGGGAAACAAAAUAUAAUUGUGCUGUUUGUUAAAGUAUAUAUUUUUUGUAAGUAUAAUAAGUUUUAUUUUCAUAUCUAGAUAUAAUCGUAAGCAACAUGUUACAAGUUUUUUUUAAUAAUUUGAUUUUUUUGUUAGUAAAAAUCACAAAUAUAUUUAAUUUUUGUUUAAAACUUUUUAUUUUAUUUUUACAAAUCAAAAGAUACGUUAACGUAGUGUACUGGUUGCUUAUUUUUAACUUGUGUUGGACCAUGUACUAAUCACAAAAAAAAAAAAAUAUUUUUUUUUUUUUUUGCCUAGGUUCUUAUGUAAUUUUCUUUUAUUUAAAUUGAUGAAGUUUAUGUGUGCAAUUGUGAUAAUCCUUUAUCAGGUAGCCUUAUUAAUCUCAUGUAUUCUUGUUCAGUGUUUGAUAGCAAGUUUUGGAUAUAUUCUGUUCAUUUUUCUAAUUAACUCCUUUUUUAAAUAAGAUAUUCUUAAUAUAUCUGGAUAGUACCAAAAAUUAAAAACCAAUUUUAUAGAAUUGGAACUGAAGAAAAUUUGGGAACCAUCUCAUCCCUACCCAUGUGUAAUGUAUUUUUACUAUGAAUUUUAAGUUACUUGAUAUAUGGCCUAUAGUAACAUUUAAAAAAUAUAUUUUGUACAUUUUUCUUAGUUUGUUUAUUGUUUAUUUAAAAUAUAACUUUAUUUUCAAUCAGAUUUUAGUUUCAUCUUCUACCUGAUCUUAUUACCACCAUAUUUUGCUUAUGUUGACAUUCGGGUUAUAUUUCAAUGGACUGAGAAAAUAUUAACAGAAAGAUUUUGCAUAGUGUGUGUUAAGUUGUUUUUGAAUUUGAAGUUGUGAUAUUUUGUUUAUUUAUUAAUUAAGUAAUUGUGAAGUACUGACACAUUACCACCAGUGGUUUGAAUAGAUAAAGUUGAUUGUGAUAACUGUAAGUGUGUAGUGUGCAAUUAUAUGUUGUUUCAUGUUGUAUCAAAAAGUUUUGUUUAGUAUAUUACAUUAUUCCAAACUAAGACUUCUUAUAUUAAAAAGAUAGAGCCUGAAUACAAAGUUUUGUGCUGUAGAUAAAAUGUUUGUUUGAAAGUGUUUGUUAUAUAUUUUUAUUUUUAUGCAUAUUUGCUUUAAUAAAAUAAAAAUCAUAUUUAAAAAGAGAAUAACAUUCAUUAAUUCACAAAAUGGUUUUCAAUUCCAUUAAAGCACAAAAAUGUGUUAAAAACCCUACGUGAUUUACUGUGGAAGUGUGUUCUCGCACAUUCAUAAUUAUUUCCACAAAUUUUUUUGUGCCCUCUUUUAUUAAAUUGAUAAAAUUAUAAUUUUAAGUUAAUGAUCAACAAAAGAUUCAUUUUGGUACAAAUAGUAAAAACUCGGGGAGAUGAAACGAGAUUGAGAGUAGUUUGAGGUUAAAAAUUUCCAAAUUUACUCUAACUUUUCAUUGGAAAACAAAUGUAAAUUUUUAUGAUGUAGGCCCUGAUUAAUACCAUAUCGAUAGGGAUAAGAUUAUUAUACGAACUACGAAAUAAUUAAAAAGCUAUUAAAUUUUACUAUAGCCGCAAAAUGUUUUGAAGACAAUUUUAUUUGCCAAAUAGUGAUAAAAUUAGCUUAUAUUAACAUUUUACACCCUAGUUGGUCACAAAGUUUGGUUAUUUAUGGUAAUCGCAUAAACAGCAUUUUAAGGCGGGAUAUUAAUGACCUAUCAUAAAAAAACCAAUAGAAAUUUAUUUGAAAGAAAAUGGAACUAUAAAGAAAUAUACCUAUUAUGGAAAUAAGUAACAAAUACUAAUAUGUAACAAUUACAUCUCUUUCACCACAAGUAUAUUACAAGCAGGAAUCUCUUUUCCUAAAAUUUAAUGAAUUACAAGGAACUACACAUCAAGUAAUCUUUACUGGUAACAUAAAUUGUAAUUCAUUACAAACCAUCACUUUCGAUUUUAUAUUAAUGCCGGUCUGUGGCUUACAUUCAUUUUGCUUAUACCAGAAAACAAAACUAUUGUCAUUUACCAAGCUAUUGGUGUUUUAAUUACCGUUGCAUGCUUACUUAUGGCUGUUUUAACCUUUUCGCUUUAAGAUUUUUUAACUGUUAUGAUGCCAUUAAAUUGAAUGUUAAAAUUGGUGGUACUCUUUUUGGUCACUGUAUUUUUUUUAUGAUUCUAAAGGGUUUGUUUGUCUACAUACCUGUCAACACAAACCCCAACAGAGCUCAAAAGAAAUUGCUCUUCCUCCAGGCUCCAUAACAGGGGCCCUAUUCUUGAUGCUGUCUGAAUAAUUCCACUAGAGGAAUGAUCUAAUAGUUUCAUUCCGGUAGAGAGCUAAAAGACUAUUUUUUAAACUGCUGUAUCGAGUAUUGAAAUCUACAUUGUUAGGUUAAUGAAAAAUCUCUAUGCAAGUGUGGCAACGUUGCUUUUAGUAUUGUCAUCAUUGGUAGAAGUUCAUUCACAAUGAGGAAAGGAGCAUUUGUCAUAAAAGUAUGUUAAUUUUUUCAUUAUGUUCAUGGUUCAUCUCUGUUCUUUAGAUGAUGGACGUGGAAGGUAUGUGUAUAAAUACGUACAUAAGUAAUAAUUAAAAAUGAGUUGUAUAGUUACAUGGAAAAUCCUAUGAAUUAUAUAAAAAAAAGACGUUUUAAGCAGGGAAAAAUAUUAUUGUGUAAUGGAAAUGUCAACUUUAUUUCUUGUGGAAAUUAUACUAAAAACACAAAUGUUUAUGAGAACGUUAACAGAUUCAUGUGGUUUUUUUAGUAUUAAAAAUUUCUUAUCACUUCAAAAAUACACAUUUUUUAGUCUAUAUUUUCUGCUUAGUUGUUUCCAACUUGUAUCAUAUUUUUGAGUAUACUUUGAGGUGAAAAUAAAUCUUAUGCAGUGUUUGUUGGUUCAGCAAGUUAUUUAUGAAUGUGUGACAUUAAGAUUUAUAUAAUCUCUAUAAGUCAUUGCAAAAUUAUGAUUUUUGUGGACACUUCCGUGACACUUAUUUUGGGGUGAAUUUUUGAAAUUGUUCGGAGUGGGGUAUUUCUGGAAAUAGUCUCUGUAAUUAUCAGAAAAACUUUCAGCAACUAUAUUUUCUGUCAUUAUUUAUUUAAUAAUACUUGUGUGCGUUUGCAUUGGUGCAUGUUUUCAAUGAUAUCUUCUACAUGUGUGUACCUGCAUGGUAGGAAUGGUGGCUAGGUUUGCAAGAUAGGGAGUGGUAGAAGGAUAACCUUUAUUUUCACAAUCAAUUGUAAAUGAGUGAAAUUCAUGUACAAAUGGACUCACUGCGAGUGCAUUUCAAUUCCGGCAUAGAUGUACUUUUUUACGAAUAAAAUGAGCAUAGCCUAUAUAAGGCUACCACACUUGUUCUGAUCCAAUCAAAACAUGACACAUUUUUUCCAACAUUUGGUGUGAAAACAAAUUGUUGUUUGGAAACUAUGUAUAGUACUUAUCACAAAACACAACAAAUACGUAUAUUCUUCACAGUGAAAAUUUCCAUAUUUUUCAUGUGUUGUAGGUAAAAUGUUAAGUAACGAAAAAUUGUAAAUAUAGCUUUCGUUAAUAUUUAAGAAACUGUUUAACAUUGCCAAUCACAGAAGACUUUAAAUUAUAGUGCAAUUAAAAGCUAUUUCUCAUAAACUAACGAAUUUUAAAGGUUGAAAUGGCACUCGUGUUGCAAAUUUUUAAAUGCAGUUAAUUGGACAAAUUCUUAAACCCAUUGCAUAUGAGUUUAUAUAAAUAAUGUUUUUUUUUCCUUUAGGAUUAAAUCAAAAUUUCAAUAAAAUAAUCUAUGACUCUGUGAUAGGCCUACCUACAGUAUCACGUUGCAUAUUUUUAUCUUAACAUGCAUCACAUAAUACAACAAGCUGAAUAAGUUAUUGUUGGUUUUAAGUGUAGCUAAUGUAAUAUAACUAUGCCAUUUGCAAUAUUUUACAAACUUUAAAUGUAGCUAACCUAACUUAACCAACCAUUCACACAAUUUGAAGUACCUAUUUCGGAACCGUAACAGAGCCUCCAUUUUUUACAAAUCAAUGUUCUGAAGAACCACAAACUCCCAAAUCUCUAGCGGAAUUGUGUUUCCGCCAGCAAAGGAGGUGGCAUAAUAAUUCUGACAGUUUGUGACUUCAACCUGAUGCAUAAUUCUGCUAGCAAGUGUUCAAGAAUAGGGUUUCGCAAAUUUCUAUUGAAUUUCAGUCGUUCUUCUAGCAGAAUUAUUCUAAUAGUGUCAAGAAUAGGGCUCCAGGUUUGAAUAACAUUCCUGCCCUGAUCUCCAGGUCUAUUUACAACCAUUGUGGAAUGGGGUGACUCAGUGGCCAUGAUCUUCCUUGCCAUUAAUCCAAGAGUCCACUCCUACAAACAUUCUAUAUUCCAUUGAAAAACAUAAUGAGUAAUAAAUUAGCAUACUGUCACUUCUUGGAAAAUUCUCAAUCAAGGCACUGCACUUUCUGGUGUAUAUAACUACAUGCUAUUAUAUAGCAGUUUAGAAGCAAAAUAUGUUCCUAAAUAUUUUUUAUUUUUAUUUUGAAUAAUAUCUUGAAUGUUUGACAAAAUAUAUUUUUUCCUCUGUACAUUUUGUCUAAAGUUAGGUAGUCACAGAGAAAGUUAUAAAACAACACAAUCAAAGAUGAUUGUGGAAUAAUUCGACUAUGACCAACAAAAUGAUUUAGCAGUUGCUUAAAGUGACUUAGAAAUCAUCCUUCAAAAUUCAUUACUGAAGUCAUCCCCCUAAAUACAGUUGAUGUGAUUUAAUUUUUCUGCACCUCUUCUUUUAAAUUAGUUAAAAUCUUCCCAGAUAAAUGAAACUAUGUAUGAGUGAGGUUGUGCGAUGGUAAAAUGUGAUUGUAUUCUGGAGCACCUAGUUUUCAAUGCCAGUCCAGCCAUCCUGAUAUUGGUUGUCUAUUGUUCCCUAAAAUUUCAGGCAAUGUGGAUGAUUCCUUUUCAAAUUUCCUGGUAUUGUUUUGUUGGUGUGUGUCCAUCUAAAAUGACACUGUCUGUGAAACGUAAAACCCAAAUUAAAAAAAAACUGGAGUAGCUAAACAAUAAUUUUAUUUAAUGUUGGUAAAAUCCUCUAGAUUUGUGUAAAUAAAUAAUCACUAUACUAGUCCAGGAAAGAUAUGAAAAAAACAUGGACAAAUUGCAAUAAAAGGUUUUUUUACAUCAAAAUUCGCAGAAAAAUUCAUAGACUAACACAUCCAAAAUCCAGCGAAAUCCACUUUCUUUUGGUAACUUAUUUUUCGGGUUUUGUCCCGGAAAAACACGAAAAAAAAUAAUAACUCAAAAACUGUGCAUCUGACGACAAAACCUGUAGAGCCAAAAUUAAAGAACAUUAACUUUUCCAUUACAUAUCCAAAGUUCAAGAAAUCAGCUUAUAACUUCUGCUUCGUUUUCCGGGAUUAGUCCUGGAAAAAAUAUUAAAAAUAAAAUAAUUCAAAAACUGUGCACUUUACAGCAUAAUGGUUUAGAAAAAAAAAAGUAAACAAUGUUUUUCAUAAUAUAUUAGAAUUUCACACAGAUCAACAUUUAAUUUUUUUUUUCCCAGGAAAUGUCCCGGAAAAAAGUUAUCAAAGAAAAAAAAACGGAAACCGUGCAUCGUACUUCAAAAUAAAUCGUGAACUAAAUUAAGGGCAAAAAAUUGCAUUAUAUAAUUGACCUUUAUCAACAUUUGCUUAAAAUUUAUGUACUAUUGUCCUGGUAUAUGUAGUUACUAUUUAUACAAUUGAAUUACCAUUUCCUUGUACUGAGUGAUUUUAUGUAUCCAUGUGUUAUAACUCUGCAAACGAUAAAAUACAUAAAAUUAAAUUAAAUAUGUCAUUGACAGAGGAUAUUUACUUCAUCAGUUACCUUGGCCCCAUACUGCAACAUACAACGAGAUCGCUCAGCUGUACGUGAGUUUCAUCUUGAAAAAUUAUGGAUUAGCAACUACUGUAGUUGAUGGAUAUGGGAAAACUCACAGUACUAAAGACACAGCACAUAUGAGAAGAACAAGAGGUAAUGCAUCACCUGUAGUUGAAUUCGCAGGAGAAAUGCAACUAUCACUCCGUAAAGAUAUGUUUCUUUUGAACGAGCGAAAUAACGGACAAUUUUUAAGGUUAUUAGCAAUACAUUUACGCGAAGCAGAAUGUCCUGUUGUCGAAGCACCAGGUGAUGCAGAUAUUUACAUUGUCCAAGAAGCUCUAAAAUGUGCAAAAGAACAGUUGACAACAGUUAUAGGAAUAGACACAGAUUUACUUGUCCUUUUACUCUACUACUUUGGCCCACAACCACAUAACUGUUUGUGUUUAAAAAGUGAACAAAGGCAGAAGAAAACAUAUCACAUU
Bacillus rossius redtenbacheri is the source of this 14099-nucleotide messenger RNA. RefSeq names its product IST1 homolog (gene Ist1). The record is from RefSeq and is a predicted model, not a curated record. Gene Ontology annotation, biological process: protein transport. Lineage: Eukaryota; Metazoa; Arthropoda; Insecta; Phasmatodea; Bacillidae. The transcript has 7 exons. Bases 185 to 1360 code for a protein of 391 amino acids.